AUGGGUGAAAUCAGCCCAGUUGCUAUGCCUGAGAGCUUGGGGCGUGAGCGAAAAUUGCCCUCCUUCACACAGAACGGUGACACCCUGUUGAAAGCCAAGGAGGCGGCCGCCUCGGAGGCGUUGCGGACGCUGUUUCGGACCCUGAACACGCGGCUCUCCAACAGCAACAACAAGGAGUUGGCAAAAUACCUGGCGUCCUUGUUCGAAGAUGCCGUGGAGCUCGUGCAGUUGAGAUUGAAGGGAGAUCCUGAGGAACGAAGCCCAGGCAACGUCCUUUAUAGCUUGGCUUAUUUGGCGCGGGAGCCAUACCCGCUGACGCCUGAGAAGCGCAUGCUGACGGCGAGUCACGUGAAGACCUUGCCUGAGGGAGGCUACCAAGUCUUCAUCCAACAGAAGCAGAGACUCACGAUGCCUGCGAAAGCGGCGAAGAUCUCUGUUUCUGCGGAGACAGCCCCCAAGUAUUUGGUGGCGAAAAUGGAAAAGGCGCUGAGGGAGAAGAAUGCUUUGAAGCUUCAACUGGCAGGGACCAAGGCGGCUGAACAAGUCGUCUUGGCGCUGGCGAUGUUGAACUUUCCGCAUCGCUUCAGUUGCUACUUCAUGAAGUCCGACUUCCAAAACGCCACCGGUCUAGAGGUCCAGGUCGCUCGCCGUUGGCGACCGCUCUGA
Molecule: messenger RNA, 666 nt
Organism: Durusdinium trenchii
Lineage: Eukaryota; Dinophyceae; Suessiales; Symbiodiniaceae
Source: the annotation of a GenBank genome assembly